Aspergillus eucalypticola CBS 122712 is the source of this 765-nucleotide messenger RNA. RefSeq lists its product as uncharacterized. Bases 1 to 765 code for a protein of 254 amino acids. Lineage: Eukaryota; Fungi; Ascomycota; Eurotiomycetes; Eurotiales; Aspergillaceae. The transcript has a single exon. The record is from RefSeq and is a predicted model, not a curated record.
AUGAAUGAGACUACAAACAAGAACAAACAGCUGCCAUCCCUCCUGCAGUCGUCAUUGCCACCCCACCAAGCAGCACAACAUAUCUGCUUCCGCAGUGCGCGACACAGACUCAGGGUCCGGGUCCAACAGGACACGUCCACCGAUGAGGAGUGGACAUCCCAUGACUCCUACCACAGUGGCCAGCUCUUCUUCCGCUUUGCUCCCAAUACUUUCCCGCUCUACGUCCGCAACCUGAUCCACACCCUCCCCCGCCGGUGGCCGCAUCGAACCCACGCAGACCUCCCGCGGGAAGAUCGCUUGCAUAGAAAUAAAACCGACUACGCGUACGUAUACAUCGGUAGCGCGUCGGAUCCGGAGCACAGUCAAUCUCCAAUCUUCGGGUUCCAAUACAACCCCAAUUUGAGGCACGAGCAUAACGAGGAAUACAUUGCACAAGGACUAGCAGCAUUGCGGCUAUCCCGCGAGCGGCUCCGGCGUUCUGUUGCUUUUGCUCCUUAUUCCCGGCACCGGCAGCGAGAGGAUGGUGACCCCCGACCAACAUCGCAAUCAUCUAGGGACCAGGAGCGAAAGGAAGAGACUUGUCAUCAAGCAUUCGAGGUUAUGGUACCAGCUCCUCGACGCUGGGCUAGUCCAGGCUUCCAAGAAUAUUCCCCUCGUCGUGGAGUAGUGACCUCCGCGGAGAAUGAAAGACCGGGCGACUGGAGACGGCAACUCACAGAGGAGGCAUUUGCGCCAUUCAUUGAAUCGUUUCCUGUGGCACUUUGA